Molecule: messenger RNA, 854 nt
Organism: Panicum virgatum (switchgrass)
Lineage: Eukaryota; Viridiplantae; Streptophyta; Magnoliopsida; Poales; Poaceae
Product: zinc finger A20 and AN1 domain-containing stress-associated protein 5-like
Exons: 1
Coding region: 109-555 (148 amino acids)
Molecular function (GO): DNA binding; zinc ion binding
Source: RefSeq, a predicted model, not a curated record
ACGCCUUUUUAAUCCCUUCCGCCCUCCGCUUCGCGUCCCCCGGACCCCCACGGCCACCCCAGCCCAGCCUGCCCUGCGCCGCGCCGCGCUGUCCCUGACCCGGCGGCCAUGGCGGAGGAGCAGCAGCGGCAGAGGUGGCAGGAGGGCCACCGCCUGUGCGCCAACAACUGCGGCUUCUUCGGCAGCCCCGCCACGCUGGACCUCUGCUCCAAGUGCUACCGCGACCUCAACCAGAACCAGCCCGCCCCCGUGCCACCGCCGCCGGCCUGCACGCCGCCAUCCGCCUCCGUCUCAGCUCCCGAGGCGGGCGCCGCCGCGGCCUCUUCUGCGCCCGGGCCUCCGUCGACGCCCCCUGCGCAGGCCGGCAGGUGCGAGAGCUGCCGGAAGCGCGUGGGCCUGACGGGGUUCGCGUGCCGCUGCGGCGCCACCUUCUGCGGCGUGCACCGGUACCCGGAGCGCCACGCGUGCGCCUUCGACUUCGGCGCCGCCGGCCGCGACGCCAUCGCGCGCGCCAACCCCAUCGUCAGGGGCGACAAGCUCAAGGACAAGGUCUGAGGAUCCCGACGCGGCGCCGGAGGGAGGAGGAGGACGGCGACCCGAACGAAUCGUCGGACUGCUCCGUAAAGCACUUCCGUGUACCCUGCAAUUGGUGUAGCCUCCUCAGCUGCAUGUGUAACCCGACGCACCGUAAAGCUGAAAUCGAAAGCUAAACUGAUUUCGAAUAAGAGACCCGGAUCGGCGGCCUUGCUGCGUCCAGUUGUUGUGAUUGGUGAGGUUCCUGUAACAUCCAUCUUCGUUUGAGCGUGGAAUUCGCAUCGAGUAAUUGGAGAUGACUGAAUUCGUUUGAGUGAUUA